This is a messenger RNA of Thecamonas trahens ATCC 50062, 1637 nucleotides long. RefSeq lists its product as uncharacterized. Gene Ontology annotation, biological process: adenylate cyclase-activating G protein-coupled receptor signaling pathway; cell surface receptor signaling pathway. Gene Ontology annotation, cellular component: plasma membrane. Lineage: Eukaryota; Apusomonadida; Apusomonadidae. The coding region runs from base 1 to 1131 and encodes 376 amino acids. The transcript has a single exon. Gene Ontology annotation, molecular function: L-tyrosine binding; dopamine binding; L-DOPA binding. The record is from RefSeq and is a predicted model, not a curated record.
AUGGCCAUCAAAGACGCAUCCACCUCCCGCCUCACCGCUUAUGUGGCAGUGUGUGUGGCAGCCGGCCUGGCGUCAGUCGUGGCGUGCCUGGCUGUCCUUCUCCUCCGUGGCCGGCGUCUGCUCUCUUCGCCGCCGCGACGUGCGCUCGGUGCCCUGUUCGCGUGUGAUCUGGCGGCUGCUCUUGGCCUGGUUGUUGCUGGGUGUAUGUGGCUGACUCCCUCGCUCCGCUACGACUCAGCCUGCUACGUCCUCGGUGCAUGGGUCUACGGCUGGUAUCUGGCGAGUUUUGUAUGGACGGGUGCCUUUGCCCUCGAGAUGUAUUGCCUCCUCUCGGUCCGCCCACAGGCAUCGGCUGCCGCCCGUCGCUUUGUCAUCGCCUGCCUGGUCUCGGUCACUGUUCCUGGCGGUCUGCUGGCGCUGGUCUGCAUCCGCGCCGCGAACCAGCCGCCCGGCGCCGAAGUGCGCAUCCAUCACGGCGAUCCGGACUCGUCGUGGUGCAUGUGGGAUCCACAGUCGUACUCGCUUGUCGAGAUGCUCACCUUUUACGUCCCGCUCGCGCUGGCACUUGUUUGUGUCACGUGCCUCUACAUCGCCAUCAACCGUCGGCUCCGCUCAGCCAUUGCCUCGUCUGGCAUCGUGACCGACAAGGAGCGUGCCAUGUCCAAGUCGGUCCGCACCUCAUCGCUGCUCUACAUCGGCAUCUUUGUCCUCUGCUGGAUGUUCUCGCUCGCGGCGGCAAUUCUCAACAACAUUGCCUACUUUUCGUCUCGCAUCACUGGCAACGACCUCUUCCCGCUCUAUCUUGCCAUGGGUAUCACUGCUCCCUCGCAGGGCUUUUUCAACGCCAUCGUUUACGGCUUUGACGACUGCUGUGUAAGCGGAGCUCGGCGCCGCCGGCGCCGCCAUGGUCGCGAGGCCGAAGCCCUCCUCUCCACCACCCCCACUGCAGGCUCGCCUUUUGUUGUUGCUCCUCUCUUUCGCUCCUCGGUUCAGGCCAACGACUCGUCGUCACACUUCCGGACACACGUCCCUACGCCGGUGCACUACGGCGCCGGUUCGUCGCCGGGCCUCGCUACCAGCUCGUCGUUUGUGGCUGCAUCGGGCGAGUCGUCGCUUGGGCGCAUGCGCUGAUGAUCAGCUACACUGGCGAGUGCAUGCCAAGCUUGGUGUUGAAGUCGAGGUACAGCCGCUUCUGCGCCUUGAAGAAUGCGGCGCGGACUUUGCGCUUGAUGACUUCGUCCCAUAUGACGACGGCGACGCCCCAGGAAACCAAAAAGGCCCACCAAAGCGGACUGACGCGCUCGAGGAGCGCCGUCUGCCAAACACGGGCUGCCUCGAUGAGCACCACUACACUGGCAACCAAGAGCCACGCUGGGUUCCGCCACGGAGCCACGACGCGCAUCGAGUGGUAGUGGUGGUGGAAGACGGCCGAUUCAACGAGUGCGAGCCAGACAAGAACCGUGACCACCGCGCCUGGUGCAGCGGCGGCUAGCGCGGUCCCGGCUGCAGCAGAUGGUCCGACCCGCAAGGCGAGCUCUCGACUGAUGGCACGAAGCUCUCGCGCGUGCCACCCGACGGUGUCGUUUUUGCGCGGAAGGAGCUUCAUGAUGCCCGGCGCCUCGGGCCCGGACAUAAAG